AUGGUGAGGCCAUUGUCCGUCAGGCCAAUGUCCUCGCCAGCUGCUACAUUGUCGAUUCCGCCGCGACUCUUCGCGGUCUCCACUACUGCACUACCGGGGCCGCAGGGGCCGAGUGGUAUUCCUGAGGUCCCCUCCUCAGGAUUACCAUCUCCUCCGUCAAGUCCCCCCCUCGCGGCUAUCACGGCGUCCAACGAGCUUGCGCUGCUUCCCAAGGCCAGCAGCAAGCAUCGCGACGCCGUGCCAGGCAAGCGAAUUAGCCGUCGAGGGGGGGCGGCGCUCUCGAUCAGGGAAGAAUGUGAAAGGUUCUUUUGCGAGUCCAUGAGGGCUGUGUUCCGCGGUGAGACGGACACUGGCCCCCGUGGCUCCGGCCUGCAUCAGGGUGUUUACAACAACAAUAACAACAACAACGGCAGCACGAACGCAACAAUGCUGCAGACUCCGCCGCCGGACGAGGACCUCGCCGUCCAACCGCACCCCUUUGGGGGUCGGUGCGGGACCGCGGACGGGAAUUCCGUGGCAUCUUCCGCCCCGGCCCCGGCCACGGCCUGGUUGGAGGUGUGGGACUUUGCCGGCGGUGCGAGCUUCCGGGCCUUUGUGGCGGACGACGGGACUGAAAGGUCCCUCUUCGCACUAUUUGACAGAAACGUCAUUGGACGUGACCUGAAGCCAGCGCUCAUGGCGCUGAUGGAGUUGGUCGACGGACCCCUCAACUGUCAGCAUCUGGUCAUCUGCAUCGACCGGGGCAUCGAGGAGGAGGAUGCGAAGUCGCUGAUGAAGAGCCUGCAGUGGGUCGGCUUUGAGCUGACGACGCUGGACCACUGGGCGCGCGACGUGGACGUGACGAGCGAUCAGUGGCUGUUUAUGAGCAUGGAGAUCUAG
Messenger RNA from Colletotrichum graminicola M1.001, 879 nucleotides. RefSeq names its product ornithine decarboxylase antizyme. The record is from RefSeq and is a predicted model, not a curated record. The coding region runs from base 1 to 879 and encodes 292 amino acids. Lineage: Eukaryota; Fungi; Ascomycota; Sordariomycetes; Glomerellales; Glomerellaceae. Gene Ontology annotation, cellular component: cytoplasm; nucleus. The transcript has 3 exons. Gene Ontology annotation, biological process: positive regulation of protein catabolic process. Gene Ontology annotation, molecular function: ornithine decarboxylase inhibitor activity.